AUGUCGGGACGCACCCGGCCACGUAUGGGGUCUGUCAACACGCUGGCUAAUCCAAAGACGCGUGCGACCUCACACUGGGCCUGGCUACAUUCUCACCAGCCCUCAUACAAUCAUAUCUCCCCUCAUACGUCGGGACGCACCCGGCCACGUAUGGGGUCUGUCAACACGCAGGCUAAUCCAAAGAUGCGUGCGACCUCACUGGGGGCCUGGCUACAUUCUCACCAUCCCUCAUACAAUCAUAUCUCCCCUCAUACGUCGGGACGCACCCGGCCACGUAUGGGGUCUGUCAACAUAAUCACAAUAUGGGGGGGUACGUGGGGUAGUGCGUAUAGCACUGUAAACUAA
This is a messenger RNA of Prunus armeniaca (apricot), 345 nucleotides long. NCBI's taxonomy places the organism in Eukaryota, Viridiplantae, Streptophyta, Magnoliopsida, Rosales, Rosaceae. The record is from the annotation of a GenBank genome assembly.